ACAGAGAGAGUUUUCUUAUCACCUUAGCUCGAAUCAAUGGCCUACCAAAACUCCAUCCCCUUCUAUGAAAAAUACUGGUACAAGCACAAUUAUAAAAGGGUAACAGAUAGCUUGCUUUUAAUCCUCCUCUUAUCGCUGCUUGGUUACCGCGUUAUCUCUAUCAACAACUACUCUUUAUUCCCUUGGUUUGUUGCCUUUUUAUGUGAGUCGUGGUUCACCUUCUCUUGGUUUUUAACCCUAACCACUCAAUGGAGUCCAGCAGUAACUAAAACCUACCCACAUCGUCUCUUGCAAAGUGUGGAAGAGCUUCCACCAGUGGAUUUGUUUGUGACAACAGCAGAUCCUGAACUUGAACCACCGAUUAUCACAGUGAACACUGUGUUGUCUCUGUUGGCACUUGAUUACCCACCUCACAAGCUAGCUUGUUAUGUUUCUGAUGAUGGUUGUUCCCCUCGUACCUUCUAUGCUCUUCAGGAAGCUUCUCAAUUUGCAAAGUUUUGGGUACCUUUCUGUAAGAAGUACCAUGUCCAAGUUAGAGCUCCAUUCAGAUACUUCUCUGACAAACCUGAGGAGGUCUUCGGGGCCAACAACACACCAGAAUUCAAACAAGAAUGGUUACAAAUGAAGGAUAUGUAUGAUAAUCUUAGCAGCAAAAUAGAAUUGGAUUCAUCCAUAAUAUCUAAUCCAUGUAAUGGAGACUUUGCGGUUUUCUCGAACACUGAGAGAACAAAUCACCCAUCGAUAAUCCAGGUUAUAUGGGAGAACAAGGAACACAUAGCAGAUGGGUUGCCGCAUUUGAUUUACAUAUCUAGAGAGAAGAGGCCAAAACAGCCUCAUCAUUACAAAGCCGGUGCCAUGAAUGUGUUGACAAGAGUCUCCGGAUUGAUAACCAAUGCUCCCUUUAUGCUGAACGUGGAUUGUGACAUGAUUGUAAAUAAUCCAAAGAUUGUUCACCAUGCGUUGAGCAUUUUGCUUGAUCACAAAGGAGAAAAAGAAGUUGCAUUUGUUCAAUUUCCCCAAAAAUUUUAUGCUACUUUGAAGGACGACCCUUUUGGAAAUCAGAUGACAAUUUUGGCUAAGUACUUGGCGGCUGGAAUAGGUGGACUCCAAGGACCUUUCUACGGGGGAACAAACUGCUUCCAUAGAAGAAAAGUUAUUUAUGGUCUUUCUCCAGAAAACAUUGAAAAGGGAAACAGCAUAUCAGAGGAGGAAUUAAAACAAAAAUUUGGAACUUCAAAGGAGAUUAUGAAAUCAGUUGCUUGUACUUUGGAAGGGAGAACUUAUUCGUAUAAUGAUAUUAAUAUUUCGAACGUUGUUGACGUAGCAAGCCAAGUUGCUGGUUGUGCAUAUGAAUAUGGCACUGGAUGGGGCAAACAGAUGGCUUGGAUAUAUGGAUCAGUCACAGAGGAUGUGCUCACCGGGCUGACAAUACAUAAAAAAGGUUGGAGAUCAGAAUUCUGUAUGCCAAGCCCAAUUGGCUUCACAGGUUUUGCUCCAGGAGGUGGCCCAAAUUCAAUGGCCCAACAAAAGAGAUGGGCCACAGGAUUGCUUGAGAUGUUCUUUUGCAAGCAUUGCCCUAUUAUUAGCACACUUUUUCAUAAGCUUACUUUAAGACAAUGCUUAGCAUAUAUGUGGAUUAUCAACCACUGGGGCCUAAUGUCAGUCUUUGAAGUAUGCUAUGCAUGUCUCCUUGCAUAUUGCAUCAUCACCAACUCCAAUUUCUUGCCCCAGGACCUAGGCAUAUGUAUUCCCGCUGCUUUUCUAGUAAUUUACAAGAUAUAUACUGCAUCAGAAUAUUUGGCAGAAGGGCUAUCAAUUCGAGCAUGGUGGAACAAUCAAAGAAUGUCAAGAAUAACACCUAUGAAUGCUGGUUUUUGUGCAUUUCUUAGUGUCCUACUUAAGCUGUUUAGAAUAUCUGAAACAGUGUUUGACAUAACAAAGAAAGAUUUGCCCUCAGCUAAGGAUGUUGGAGAUGAUAAGGAUGCUGGAAGGUACACCUUCGAUGAGUCCGUAGUUUUCUUACCAGGAACUACCAUUUUGUUGGUGCAAUUGACAGCAAUGGUUAUCAAGUUAUUAGGGUUCCAACCACCAGUGGCAACUCAGAGUGGGAAACAUGGGUGUGGACUAGGUGAGAUUUUCUGUAGUGUUUAUUUGAUAAUUUGCUAUUGGCCAUUUCUAAGAGGAUUAUUUGAGACAGGAAAGUAUAGAAUUCCUCUGUCUACAAUAUUGAAAUCAGCUAUCUUAACAUGUCUCUUUGUACACCUAUGUCAAAGGACUGUUCCUGGUUGAUGAGGUUUAGAAACUUGGAAAAGUCAUGAUUAAUGUAAGGAAAUAUGGUUUGUUAAUAUCAAAAUGGCACAACAAAAAAGUUCACCCCCUUGGAUUUUAAUAUGUAUUUUUAAGACAUGUUUUAUGCCGAAAAAUUGAAAAAUAAAAGUUAUGCCAAGUAGCAAGAUUACAAAGGUA
This is a messenger RNA of Glycine soja, 2466 nucleotides long. RefSeq names its product cellulose synthase-like protein H1. Gene Ontology annotation, molecular function: cellulose synthase (UDP-forming) activity; mannan synthase activity. The record is from RefSeq and is a predicted model, not a curated record. Gene Ontology annotation, cellular component: plasma membrane; trans-Golgi network. The coding region runs from base 37 to 2289 and encodes 750 amino acids. Lineage: Eukaryota; Viridiplantae; Streptophyta; Magnoliopsida; Fabales; Fabaceae. The transcript is spliced from 9 exons. Gene Ontology annotation, biological process: cellulose biosynthetic process; plant-type primary cell wall biogenesis.